This is a messenger RNA of Cutaneotrichosporon oleaginosum, 343 nucleotides long. RefSeq lists its product as uncharacterized. The record is from RefSeq and is a predicted model, not a curated record. NCBI's taxonomy places the organism in Eukaryota, Fungi, Basidiomycota, Tremellomycetes, Trichosporonales, Trichosporonaceae.
CAGCCUACCAGCGCAGGCGGCGUAUGACGAAUCAGCUGAUCAGCUGCUAGUGCGUGCCUCCAGGCCUCAACGCCUCUACUCGUAGUGGACGAGGAAUCUCAGCCUGCAGCCUGCCUGCUGCCAGCGUAUGCAAGGUCAUGGUCAUGAGGUCAUCUCUUGCUCGCUGGACCAAGACUCGUCGCCCCUCCAUUCCGUGCAUGACCGGCAGGCCACAGCGCCCUCACAUGCCUUCCAACAUCCCACUAGGCCACUCACUCUUCGCCAUCGCCAUAGAUCCCUGUCCCAUCGCCGUCGCCACUCUUUGACCCAAACUCGAUUGCCCCGUCGCUCUUGGAGAUUGGAG